Messenger RNA from Arachis ipaensis, 1725 nucleotides. Its product is annotated as phospholipase A1-Igamma2, chloroplastic. Gene Ontology annotation, molecular function: glycerophospholipase activity. The record is from RefSeq and is a predicted model, not a curated record. Gene Ontology annotation, biological process: lipid metabolic process. Lineage: Eukaryota; Viridiplantae; Streptophyta; Magnoliopsida; Fabales; Fabaceae.
ACGCAUUCUAAUAAUAACCCAAAACAAUCAAGCAGGCAUAUAGCUAGAAUACAAUAACAUCCUUUCCCCUUCUUCUGAAUACCAAUAAUUUCAAAAUCACAAUCACAAUGGCGGUCAUGGCUUCAACCGCAAACAUGCUCAUUGCAUUCCAACCCAACAAUAAUGCUAAUCUCCGCAAACUUCAACCACCGCCAUCCAUAUCAUCAUCUUUAACCACCGCAAGAAAAUCCAUUAAUUCUACCACAUUAUGUAAGGCCACCACCUCCACUACUAGUACCAAUAAUUCAUCUCUAUCUUCCACCAUCACAGAACUCCAAGAAACACCUUCUCCCCCAAAACAACCACAACCAGACAUAUCCUCCGUGUGGCGCAAGCUCCACGGCGAAGACAACUGGGUCGGGCUUCUGGACCCAAUGGAUCCUCGCCUUCGGGCAGAGCUCAUCCGCUACGGCGAGAUGGCACAGGCUUGCUACGACUCCUUCGACUAUGACCCAUACUCUAAGUAUUGUGGAAGCUGCAGGUACCCUCGAGAAGAAUUCUUCGAGUUGCUGGAUAUGAGGCACUUGGGUUACUCGGUGAGUCGUUAUAUUUACGCGACGGCCAACAUCAACCUGCCCAAAUUCUUCAGGAGAUCGCGGUGGCCACACAAAUUGUGGAGCCAGCACGCAAACUGGGCAGGCUAUGUGGCGGUUUCCGACGACGAGACGAGCAAGAAGCUGGGGAGGAGGGAUAUAACCAUUGCGUGGAGGGGGACGGUGACGCACGUGGAAUGGGUGGCGGAUCUGAUGAACUACCUGAGGCCGAUAUCGCCGGAGGUGGCGUGCGACGACCCUGAGGUGAAGGUGGAGGCGGGGUUCUUAGAUCUCUACACUGACAGAGAACCCAGCUGUGGAUACUGCAAGUACUCUGCCCGACAGCAGGUACUGGCGGAGGUGAAACGGCUGAUAGAGAAGUACGAAGAUGAAGAAGUGAGUGUUACGAUAACAGGUCACAGCUUGGGUAGUGCCAUGGCUAUAUUAAGCGCCUUUGACAUUGCGGAAACGGGGUUGAACGUGAAGAAGGAGAACAAGAGCGUACACGUGUCGGUUAUAACGUUCUCGGGGCCAAGAGUGGGAAACCUGAGGUUUAAGGAGAGAUUGGAAUCCAAACACGGCGUCAAAGUGCUUAGGGUUCACAACACUCACGACAUGGUUCCAAAGUCUCCGGGAUUUCUCAUCAAUGAGACCUCGCCAGAGUGGCUUUUCAAGCUGGCACAGGGCCUGCCUUGGAGUUACACACACGUUGGGGUGGACCUGGAGUUGGACCACAAGAACUCGCCAUACUUGAACCCCAAUGGCGAUAGUGCUUGUGCCCAUAACUUGGAGGCCCAUUUGCAUUUGCUUGACGGGUACCAUGGGAGGAAGCGUGAAUUUGAGUCGAGCAGUGGGAGGGACGUGGCGUUGGUGAACAAGGACUGUGAUUUCCUGAGAGAUGAAGAGAGCGUGCCACCAGCUUGGAGGCAAGACUUGAAUAGAGGCCUUGUUCGGGGCCCACAUGGACGAUGGAUGCAGCCUGACCGCCCUACACUUGUUCAUGAUCAUCCUCAAGACACUGAUCUUCAUCUCAACCAACUAGGCCUCCUCUAGAUACCUACUUAUGAAAAAGUAUUUAUUCAAAUACAAUUAAAUAUAAAAGACAUGCGUCAUAUAUCCACAUAUAAAUCAAUAGAGCCACUAAGAUAGAGAA